GCGAGGCUCAAGAGCGCGUGGGCGGUGCAGUGAGCGGUGGGAGCAGGAGGAGGGGUGGUGGUGGUGGGGGCUGUCCGUGUCCACGCUCACUCACUGGUGGCAUUGUCAUGGAAACUAGACCACCGCCUCGCUAUUGUCUCGCGCUCUGCCAAGUUUAUUAUAAACACCGGGCGAGCCGCAGCGCGCUGUCAAACGGAGCGCGAGCGCAGAGCGAACUGCAGUCCAGGGAGGAGUAGAAGAAGAAGAAGACGAAGAAGAAGAAGAAGAGACGGACACACAGAGAGUAAACCAGGAGAAAGUGAAGGAGGAGAGUGAAACUGUAGAGAGAAAAGAGAAAACGUCUGGAUUAUUUACCGUGAAAAUACGAAAAACAGCCGCGUGACAGUGACAUAUAAACCACACGACUGGCAGGAGUUUUGGAGAGACCAACCUACAGUCCGUGGAAAUACUGGAGACACAGACCAACUCUGAACAUCUGAACAACAUCCACUCUGUCUCCUAAAAUCAAACGCAGCUGCAGACACACCUGAAUACGCUCUGACUCAGAGUUCACCUCGUCGUGUUUGCAGACCGGUGUCCGCACCGGCUGACCUCCAUGUAUAAGAUGGAUUACUCCUACCUGAACUCCUAUGACUCCUGCAUGGCGGCCAUGGAAGCAUCGGCCUACGCGGACUUCAGCUCCUGCAGCCAGGCCAGCUCCUUCCAGUACAACCCGAUCCGGAGCGGACCCUUCUCCAACCCGGGCUGCACUCCGCUCAGCACGGCCAGUUGCACCCUGGGAGCCCUGCGGGAGCAUCAACCCACACCUUACUCCUCAGUCCCUUACAAGUUUUUCUCGGACCCCUCCGGCCUGAACGAGAAGCGGAAGCAGCGGCGCAUCAGGACCACCUUCACUAGCUCGCAGCUGAAGGAGCUGGAGCGGGUCUUUGCCGAGACUCACUACCCGGACAUCUACACUCGAGAGGAGUUGGCACUGAAGAUAGACCUGACCGAGGCCCGGGUACAGGUGUGGUUUCAGAACAGGCGUGCCAAGUUUCGUAAACAGGAGCGUGCAGCCAAUGCCAAAGCCAACAGCUCUGGUGGCACCACGGGCAGCAGCACCACCAGCAGCAGCUCUGGAGGGAAGAAGGGCGGAGAGCCGAGAUCUUCAUCAGAUGAUGACGAGUCCAAAGAAUCCACCUGCAGCCCCACACCUGACAGCACGGCCUCCCUGCCGGGCUCAGCCAAUGGGAACUUGGGCAGCCCUGCCAGCCUGAGCCCCAGUCCUGCUCCUGCCAAUAGCGGCUACGCUAACACCUCCAGCUCUCCAGUCCUCCAGGGGUUGAAGCCGCCCAGCUGGUCCAGCCUGGGGCCGUCCAACCCGGCCGUGGCCCAGCCCGCUGUCCAGACUCAGGAGAUUCUGAAGGCCUGGCAGCCGGCGGACAGUAUGACCGGGCCCUUUGCUGGAGUCCUGUCCUCCUUCCACAGAAAACCCAACCCCACCAUCAAGACAAACCUGUUCUGAAGCACAGAGGAAGAGAAAAAGAAAGAGAGACAUUAUCCGGUCCACUGGAACAGUGAGGAGUUUCUAGCUUUUGAUGAGAGAGUCAGGACUUGCCCAUUAUGACGCUGAAUUCACUGGUGUACUCUGCUGUAGUUCAGCGAGGCCCUCAGUUCUUCUCUAACAAACUAUCCUGUCAAACUGAUUCAAAACUCAGAUAAUAAAGUCAAAAGUUUGUCAACAUCUCUCUCCCCAAAAUAUUAUGCAACUGUGCACAUUAUACUUGCAAAACUCUUCCUGGACAUAGACAGUUUCCUUCCUGCAAUGACCUAAACUCUUCACUCUCAUCCUCACAUCAGAGCUGCUCAUACAGUUUGACCAGAAAUCACUCAUCCUCAGAGAAAACUAAAAGACAGAGCGUUGUCAGCUCUAUUUAAUGAUGUAAAACUCUUCAUGUACAGGCCCUUAAACUGUUCCCUGACUAAAAUCCUCAACUGACAAAAGGAUAUUUGUGUGUCCAGCCCAAAUUUAUACAAAAUUUCUUUGACCCAUGCACACAUCUGAUAUACAUACACUCACAUUCCCACACUCUCUACAUCGCAACACACCCUGUCAAGCACUUGGACAGCCAUAGCAGUGGCUCCGAUGAGCAUGGCGGUCAGGUACGGGUUUAAAGCAGAAAUCUAAACAUCACGCUCCAGACUCUGCCGAAGAAGCAAAACAAAACAAACUUUCACCCUCAAGCACAACUUCCUCUAAGCCCACUGACACACAGACACCCACCAAAAGGAACAGCCCCCCUCCCCCCUUAAAUCUCUUUACCGAGCAAAACAGGGCGACCCAAAAUCCAAUUAGAGCAGCCGGGUCCAGACUAGACACCUCCCCAGUUCAAUUCAUCCCCUCCUCCUUCUUUACUGUAUCAAGUCCUGACUCCCCCACUCUCAUUCUCAAUGUGACCCCUCCUACUGGCUUUAUGGUCCCAUCAUGCCUUUCUCUGUCAAACAGUGGGGUACUUUGUUAAGAUUCAGCAAGGGAAGGAGACAAGGAACGUUGAGGCAUCUGUCCCUGCUUUCUGUCCACAUUUGCUGCAGUUUCCUGACCUGCUGUUUGGGUGGAGAAAGGUGAAGAGCUGUAGUUUUACACAGAGCAAGGUGUAGCCUACAAAUCUAUCAGUGUGAUUAUAACUGAAUUGUAGAGUUGGUGUCAUUGUUCUACAACUUGUUUCUCACUUUCAUCACUGACUGAAGAGUUUUUUGAUUCUCCUGCUGGACCGAUGGUAAUGAAUGAGUGUGUUCUGCAGUGCUUCACUCUGUGGUGAACUCUGAACUCUGGCCGACAUACAACUCAUCACCCACUCUGACUCCUCUGCCACUUUUUCAGCCCUGUUUCACUGACUCUCCUACAGCUGGCAAACACAGGAUGAUCUUUCUCAGAAACAUGACGCAAGCUGGUCAAAUGCUGGCAAUAUACUGAGAGAUGUUUUCUACUGUAUGUCCAUAAAUACACAGAUUUUGUUCUUGUCCACCAUCAUCUUUAAAAAAAAAGCUGUUUCUACCUUCUUUCAUCUUGCAAAUGUUGCUUGUGAAACAUCUUGAUUUUGUUGCAAAUCACUGAAACAAGACUGAUUUCAGAGCUGAUUUUUCUGGGUUUAUUCUAUAAAUUUACUCAAAGGGGGGAAAAAACAUGUAUUUAUUAAUAUUUUUUAUUAUAUCUGUGAGAAUCCCACAUAUUUCCUUAAACUGCUUCAUAAAAUUUUGUGACUGUAAAUUCUGUAAUUAGUAAUAUAAAUAUUAGGUAGCCCCCGUUUAUUUCUCUCACGUUGCUUUACAGAUUUAUUUCAUUGCCGAGCAUCUGUCUCACAGACCAACACGUCCAUGAAAACUAUGAAUCGACAGACGCUCUAGUGAAUGAGAAGUUAUAGCACUACUCUGAAUAUUCUAAUAAAUCUACAUUAUGGAAACACUACCUGAUGUGUUUAAUGAUCUGGUUUCGUGUGUGAC
Messenger RNA from Lates calcarifer (barramundi perch), 3480 nucleotides. It is a transcript of the gene phox2a, whose product is annotated as paired like homeobox 2A. NCBI's taxonomy places the organism in Eukaryota, Metazoa, Chordata, Actinopteri, Centropomidae. Gene Ontology annotation, biological process: regulation of transcription by RNA polymerase II. The record is from RefSeq and is a predicted model, not a curated record. Gene Ontology annotation, molecular function: DNA-binding transcription factor activity, RNA polymerase II-specific; RNA polymerase II transcription regulatory region sequence-specific DNA binding.